This is a messenger RNA of Syngnathoides biaculeatus (alligator pipefish), 3020 nucleotides long. Its product is annotated as brain-specific angiogenesis inhibitor 1-associated protein 2-like protein 1. The record is from RefSeq and is a predicted model, not a curated record. Gene Ontology annotation, molecular function: protein binding. Gene Ontology annotation, cellular component: nucleoplasm; cytosol. The coding region runs from base 609 to 2084 and encodes 491 amino acids. Gene Ontology annotation, biological process: positive regulation of actin filament polymerization; actin filament bundle assembly; plasma membrane organization. The transcript is spliced from 14 exons. NCBI's taxonomy places the organism in Eukaryota, Metazoa, Chordata, Actinopteri, Syngnathiformes, Syngnathidae.
AAUCACUGCGCAGUUACUUGGAUGAAUACAACGAACGUAUUCAACUCCCCUUACGUGCGCUUGUAUUCCAAAUUACGCCGCUGAACCCACUGACUGAGGUCAAAUUUAGAAGCACUUGGAAACGUCCUGAAGUUUUGUCCAAAAAAAUGCAUCAUUUCGCAAUUUGAAUGCUUAACAGCAUUAAAACAAGUGCAACUAUAAGUCAAUUUUGACGGUCGGCCCAGAUGGUACGCGGACGUUUCAGGAACCGGACGGACGGAGGCGUCAUCGUGGCCCUUGUUUUCAUUUGAAAUGUCUUCACCGGAACAGGAUCAGGAUCAGGAUGCCGCUUUUCGGGACCAAGUCGGCGACGGCAACAAGUUGGCCGGCAACGCAACAACGAGGCGGCCCGUCCGUCCGCUUUGAUUCCAAAUCCUUUCGGUUAUUUUUCGGGCUUCGAAUGGACGCGUUCGUUCGGCUACGAGGCGGACUCUAGGCCGACCCUAGGUUAGACCACCUUUUUUUUUUUUUUUUUUUUUUUUAAGUCGCCCUGGGGGUCGCAUUGCUGUUUGUUUUCGUUUGUUUGUUUUGCGUCCAUUUUUUUUUUUUUCCCUAAAAAGGAUUUCAACAUGUCGAGGAGCGCGGAGGAGGUGAACAAGCUGACUGAAAGUACAUACAAGAAUGUGAUGGACCAGUUCAACCCGGGUUUGAGGAACUUGGUCAACCUGGGAAAGAACUACGAGAAAUCUGUGGCAGCGAUGACCCUGGCGGGAAGAUUGUAUUUCGACGCCAUGGCUAAAAUCGGGGAGAGUGCCGUGUUGUCUCCCGUCUCCAGAGAAUUGGGGACGGCGCUGAUUGGGAUCUCGGAAGUCCACCGCAAAGUUUUCCUGGAGUGGGACGACAACUUGAAGAGGUUCCACAGGGAGAUUGUGACCGAGCUGGAGAGGAAGACCGACAUGGAUGUCAAGUACAUGACGGCCACGUUUAAAAGGUACCAGAUGGAGCACAGGAUGAAGCAGGACUCUGUGGAGAAGUCGCAGGCGGACCUGAAGAGGCUGAGGAGGAAGAGCCAGGGCAAGAACGCCAACAAGUACGAGAACAAAGAGAGCGAGUGCGUGGAGACGCUGACGAGCCGGCAAAUGGACAUGCAGCUGUUCGUGGCCGACGGCUGCCGCGAGGCGCUGACGGAGGAGAGGAGGCGCUUCUGCUUCCUGGUGGACAAACACUGCAACUUUUCCCACCAGAUCGCGUCCUUCCACCACAAGGCCAGAGACAUCCUGAUGGCGAAGCUGAACAGCUGGCAGGACCGGUGCAACGACGCCGCCGACAUGCCCGAGAGCGUCGUGUCCAUGAUCGAGGGGCUGCGCACGCCCAUCUCCGUCACGCCGCUGCCCUCGCCCACGCCCUCGCGCCGCAGUUUGAACGUCUCGGCUCCUCCCGCGCCCUCUCAGAAGGCUCACGUCAGCCCGCUCGUCAACAUGUUCACGCCGGACGACAGAAGCGCCGCCGCCGCCGCCGCCGGCUACAACAACGUGGCAGCGCACGACAGCGGCGGGGAGUCCAACCUGGCCCGGUCCGUGUCCGUGGCCACGGGCCUCAACAAGGCGGCGGUAAAAAGGCCGCGGGUUCGCACCAUCUUCCCCCACGCCGGCGGCAACGGCGACACCCUGCUCGGCUUCGAGCAGGGCGACGUCAUCGUGCUGCUCAUCCCGGAGGAGAAGGACGGCUGGAUGUACGGCGAAAUGGAAAAGGACGGAAAGAGGGGCUGGUUCCCUUCGUCUUACUGCCGAGCCAUCCCGGAGCCCCCCCCGGCCCACGCCGACGGCGCGGCGGCGGCGCCGUACCGCAGCCGCAGCGUCGUCGACCUGCACCGCCAGGACUCUGAAACCGACGAGGCCACCAUGAUCCUGCCCCCGGAGGACUACGCCGACGGCCCGAGGCUCGCCGCCGGCGCCGUCUCCUCUUCGUCAUCCCAUCUCCGCACGACGAAGCAGACCAACGGCACCUCCAGACCGACACCCGCCUUCCUGGCGGGCGGCAACCCGUUUUCCACCGUGCGACUCCGUCCCACCGUCACCGACGACCGCUCGGCGCCGCUCAUCUGACGGGGGGGGGCACGCUCUGAAGCGUCUGGCGCCAUUUCGGGACCCGAAGUCUUCCACGCGGGUUUGUUGCCGCGUCGACGGCCACGUGAGGAGCAAAUGAGGAACAAAACUCUGCUAAUGAAUACUUGUGAGCAUUUUUUUUUUUUUUUGGGGGGGGGGGUGUUCUGAACCUCACGCCACCUUCAGGCUGGGCCCAACUAUGCCUCCACGUCUAGGAUGUGGAGUCAACGCAGUGUUCUCGAUGUCCACUUUGAAUUGUGUGUACUCGUACCCUCGUUGUCCUGACCAGUAAAACAAUUGAUCGUACUAGUGGACGUUGUCCCCGCUGCUAGUAUCACAACAAGUAUCUUUUGGUCGCAAGUAUGCAGUUAAACCUUCAUGGUAAACUAUUGUUGUGUACUAGUAUCACUACGAGCCUUAACGUGGGCUUCCUCCCCCCCCCCCCCCAAUACUCAAACUAGUGGCCUCCUGGGCUUUACUGGUAGCAUGAAAAUGGCCACUAGUCUGCCAACGUUGGCCUGUUAGUGUGAAGAAAUGUCGUUAGUAGUAAGACACACGUUCCACUAGUGCACCCGAGUCGUUGUCCUGAAUUGGAAGGACAAAGCGUGUACUCGUACCCGGACCUUGAGCCGCAUACCAGGGCAAAUGUCUGAAAUUACUGUGGCUGCUUUUUAUGCUUUGUUUUAAGACUGACGACAUUGUUUUAAAAAAAAAAAAAAGUAGCGCAAUGUUUUUUUUUUUUUUUUUUUUAAUGGGGCUAGAAAAGUGAAGAAAGUCGCCGUUUUCCCAGGAAUAAAGUUUGUUUUGCGACACUUUUAAAAUGUAUGAGAAUAAAAAUUUUAACAUUCAUCAAAGUGGCAACACGACGAGGAAGUUUUUUUUUUUUUUUUUUUUGGUUAUGAAAUACGACCACUAAGCGCGUGUGUCACGUUGGGA